Molecule: messenger RNA, 475 nt
Organism: Drosophila santomea
Lineage: Eukaryota; Metazoa; Arthropoda; Insecta; Diptera; Drosophilidae
Gene: UQCR-14L
Product: cytochrome b-c1 complex subunit 7
Exons: 1
Coding region: 68-403 (111 amino acids)
Biological process (GO): mitochondrial electron transport, ubiquinol to cytochrome c
Source: RefSeq, a predicted model, not a curated record
CCCUUAGUCACCUGUCAGAUUGAGGACUUACUAGUUGUCAUAUCCAAAUUUUUCUUGCUCAUAAAUCAUGUCGAAAUAUGUGGCUAAAGUGGGCCCAGCGGUUUUCUCCAAGCUGGGGAAAUGGGCCUACAACAUGUCUGGAUUCAACCAGUACGGCCUGUAUCGCGAUGACUGUCUCUACGAGAAUGAGGAUGUGGCAGAGGCAGUGCGUCGUCUGCCCCGCAAACUGUACGAUGAGCGCAACUACCGCAUUCUGCGGGCACUGCACCUUUCCAUGACCAAGACGAUCCUGCCCAAGGAGCAGUGGACCAAGUACGAGGAGGACAUCAAGUACCUGGAACCCUAUCUCAGCGAGGUGCAGAAGGAGCGCGAGGAGCGUGAGCAGUGGAACAAAACCCAUUGAUCUGCAGAGUUUGAACGUUACAAUGAAUUUCAUAACCAGAAAUAAAAGGGAGUUUUAAUAAUCCAACUUUAA